This is a messenger RNA of Sporothrix schenckii 1099-18, 1080 nucleotides long. RefSeq names its product zinc-type alcohol dehydrogenase-like protein. Bases 1 to 1080 code for a protein of 359 amino acids. Gene Ontology annotation, molecular function: oxidoreductase activity. The transcript has a single exon. Lineage: Eukaryota; Fungi; Ascomycota; Sordariomycetes; Ophiostomatales; Ophiostomataceae. The record is from RefSeq and is a predicted model, not a curated record.
AUGGCCUCGCUCCGAAACAUGCGGUGGACGUUGCGUGGCCCCCGCGGCGGCGUCGACAAUUUGGUGUACGGACCCGACCCUGCGACACAACCGACAGAGCUCGGCCCGGAUGAUGUCCGCGUCUCCAUGCACGCCGCUUCGCUCAACUAUCGCGACAUUGCCAUUGCCAAGGGCAGCCUCCCGGCCACACAGCCCACGCCCGGCACCGUGCCCGGGUCGGACGGCGCCGGUGUCGUCCACAGCGUGGGAUCCAACGUCACUGCAUUUCGACCCGGCGACAAGGUCCUCCCGCACAUGGUGCACUCCGUCACCGGCGACGGCGUCUUGCCGCGCCUCGACAGCAUCUCGGCUGGUCUCGGCCAGGCGCGGGACGGCACGCUGGCCCACGAGGCCGUCUUUGCCCAGGACAGCCUCGUGCGCAUGCCCAGCAACAUGUCCUUUGCCGAGGCGGCGACGCUCGGCUGCUCGGGGCUGACGGCGUGGAAUGCCCUCUUUGGCCUGCGCGGCCGGGCGGUCCAGGCCGGCGAUUGGGUGUUGGUGCAGGGCUCGGGCGGCGUCAGCAUCGCCGCCCUGCAGUUGGCCCGUGCCGCGGGCGCGACCGUGGUGGCCACGACGGGCAAGGGAGCCGACGUGGUGGCGCGCCUGACGGCCCUCGGCGCGGCCCACGUCCUCGACUAUAAGACCGACCCGCACUGGGGACCCACCGCACGCAAACUCACGCCCGACGGCCGCGGGUUUGACUUUGUUGUGGACGUUGGCGGCGCCGUGGCCACGCUCGGCCCGUCGCUCCAGGCCAUCCGAACCGACGGCAUCAUUUCGCUGGUCGGCGUCCUCGACGCAGGAAACACCAGCGCCGACACCAAGGUCGACAUGCUGGCCGCAUUGUGGACCAUCUGCACGGUUCGUGGUGUCGUCCUCGGCUCCAAGGCCAUGUUUCGGGACAUGGUCGCUUUUUGUGAACGGCACAAUGUCCACCCGGCCCUGGACGACGUUGCGUUCCCUCUGGCGGACACAGUUGCCGCGUACAAGCGUGUCGAGGAGCAAAAGCACUUUUCCAAAGUCGUAAUCCAAAUUCGGUAG